AUGAGGCGGCGCCGGUGGCUCCUCGGGACCAUCUCUUCUCGUUGCUCCCUCUUCGCGUCCAUCCUCAUUUUGCUGGCUCCGAUCUGCUUGUCGUCUGCCGAGCAGGACCCCGCGGCGGCCGAGAGGGCGGCGCUGCUCCAGUUCAAGAGCGGCGUCUCGUCCGAUCCCACAGGGUUGCUCUCUCUGUGGAGGGAUUCCGCAGGGUCCGACCAUUGCUCCUGGCCCGGGGUGUCCUGCGAUGCGAGGUCCAGGGUCUCGGCGGUCGAUAUCUCCGGCGGCGGCGGCGAUCGCCUCCUCGACUCCGCUCUGCCGGCGCCGCUCCGCUGGAAAUGCUCAGAUCCGGCGGCGAGGUUGGCAGGGAGGCUGUCCCCUGCUGUCGGUCGACUAUCGGAGCUCAAGAUGCUUGCUCUCCCGUGCCACAGCUUCGACGGAGAGAUUCCUGGUGAAAUCUGGGGGUUGCAGAACCUGGAGGUGCUUGAUCUGCAGGGGAACUCCAUCUCCGGCGUCCUCCCUUCGAGGUUACCGGAGGGCCUGCGGGUGCUGAACUUGGCCUUAAACCGGAUCCGCGGCGAGGUACCGUCUUCCCUCUCCAGGUGCUUGAAUUUGGAGAUGGUGGACCUGUCGGGCAACCACAUCAAUGGCGCGGUUCCUCCCUUCUUCACCCAUCUCCCGAAGCUCAGGGUGCUUUCUCUCUCCUUCAACCGGCUGCGCGGUUCUGUUCCUGGCGAGAUCGGAAAAGGAUGUCGAAGCCUCGAGCACCUUGAUCUUUCGGGGAAUCUUCUGGUCGGCGAGAUUCCUGCCAGUCUUGGGAAUUGCGGUGAACUGCGAUCUCUCCUCUUGUUCUCCAAUCUUCUCGGAGGGCUCCUUCCCCCAGAGAUUGGGCGGCUCACAAGGCUUCAGAUCUUGGAUGUGUCCAUGAAUAGGUUGAGCGGCCCUGUUCCGAAAGAACUCGGCAAUUGCAUCGAGCUAUCUGUUCUUGUUCUGUCAAACGCUUACCGCCCAAUCGGCGUCGGCGGCGGUGGCUGCCAUGGCAAUGAGUCCAACCAUUUCGGAGGUGGGCUUCCGGAGAGCGUCACCGGCCUGUCGAUGCUUAGGGUUCUGUGGGCUCCAAGGUCCAAGCUGAAAGGCAGGAUUCCGAGCCACUGGGGCGCCUGUGAGAGGCUGCAAGUUCUCAAUCUAGCUCAGAAUCUUUUCACAGGGAAUAUUCCGGCGGGGCUCGAGCGGUGCAAGAAUCUCAAGUACCUGAACCUGAGCUCGAAUUUCUUGACGGGAAGGUUGAAGGAGGGACUCCCCGUGCACUCCAUGAACGUUUUCGAUGUCGGUGGGAAUAGACUCUCAGGCGGCCCUGUUCCCAGAUUCUCCUCCAACUUCCUCUGUUCUUCCACCAAGUUCCUCGCCGUGGACGAUCGUCAUCUCUCAUCUGCAUACUGUUCGUUCGUCGCAUCGUCGUUGUCCUCCUCCAGAUCCGAUCAAUUUACAGUGCUUCAAAGAUCGACGGAGCCGCCGCCGUCAUUGCCGAUAGUUCCAGGGCAACAGAAGGAGCAGGCGUACAGUGCUUUCAUGGCGGCACCUCUGAACGUACGGAGAGUCGCUCUCGGAAGCCCCCAGCUGUAUAACAGCACGCCACCGGAGGGCUCGCCGGAGAAGAGCAGGAGGUUCCUGAGCUCCAUCGAGAUCGCCUCGGUGGUCUCCGCCGCCGCCAUCGUUGCCGUCCUGCUGGGUUUGAUCGUCCUCUACGUGUACACGAGGAACUGCGCCGCCCCUCGCGCGGCCGCCGCCGCCGCCGGCUCUUUCGGAAACCGGGAGCUGACCCUAUUCACCGACAUCGGUGUGCCGCUGACCUACGAGCGGGUGGUCCGCGCCACGGGGGGCUUCAACGCGAGCAACUGCAUCGGCAGCGGCGGCUUCGGCGCCACCUACAAGGCCGAGAUCUCCCCCGGCGUGGUGGUGGCGAUAAAGCGGCUCUCCAUCGGCCGCUUCCAGGGGGUGCAGCAAUUCCACGCCGAGAUCAAGACCCUCGGCCGGUGGCGCCACCCAAACCUGGUCACCCUCAUCGGAUUUCACGUCAGUGAGGCCGAGAUGUUCCUCAUCUACAACUUCCUCCCCGGCGGCAACCUCGAGAGGUUCAUCCAAGCGAGGCGGAACACCGCGGCGGACUGGUGGCGCCUCCACCGCAUCGCGCUUGACGUGGCGCAGGCGCUGACCUACCUCCAUGACGACUGCUCCCCGAGGAUCCUCCACAGGGACGUGAAGCCCAGCAACAUCCUACUGGACAAGGAACUCAACGCGUACCUCUCGGAUUUCGGGCUGGCGAGGCUGCUGGGGAGCUCGGAGACGCACGCCACCACCGGCGUGGCGGGGACCUUCGGGUACGUGGCCCCGGAAUACGCCAUGACCUGCAGGGUCUCCGACAAGGCGGACGUGUACAGCUACGGCGUGGUGCUGCUGGAACUGCUCUCGGACAAGAAGGCGCUGGACCCGUCUUUCUCGCAGUACGGGAACGGGUUCAACAUCGUCGCGUGGGGGUCGAUGCUCCUGCAGCGGGGAAAGGCCAGGGAGUUCUUCGCCGAUGGCCUCUGGGACACCGCCCCACACGACGACCUGGUGGAGACUCUGCAUCUGGGCGUCAUGUGUACUCUCGAUUCCAUGUCCAUCCGCCCCACCAUGAAGCAGGUCGUUCAGCGGCUCAAGCAGCUCCGCCCCCCCCAACCACCACCACCACCACCACCACCGUCGCCACCACCCUGUGUGUCCUAG
This is a messenger RNA of Spirodela intermedia, 2757 nucleotides long. Lineage: Eukaryota; Viridiplantae; Streptophyta; Magnoliopsida; Alismatales; Araceae. The record is from the annotation of a GenBank genome assembly.